AUUUUGAAUAAUUUCAGGACCAUGGGACAACAAAUCAAGUCGUUUGCUUAUUAAUUUGGUAAAAGAAUAUCCUAAAGCUUAUUUCAUCCUUGAUAAAGAAUGUAAACGCACAGAAGCCUGGGAGAUGAUAAGAAACAAAAUGUCAGAAGCUGGAUACCAGUUCACAGUUCUUCAGAUUCGCAUGCGAUGGAGGGAACUUGUUAAAACAUAUAGAACAACAAUUAAUUACAAUGACAUGCACAACGUCCGAAGAUAUUGUCAGUAUUUUGAAGAACUGACUGAUUUGUUUGGUGUUUGGGAUUAUACAGCAACUGAAAUGCUAAUUAGACAGAUGGAGCUGCACGGAAGUAAACGCCUAGGACAAAAUGGAGGAACUCGAAUGAGGUUUAAGAUCUGGAACCAUAUUCGUCUUCUGUUAGAAGCUCAGGGACAUAACUUUACAGCUGACCAAGUACAAGGACGUUGGAGUACUCUAGUAAAUCUAUAUCAGAGGAUGGUCGAGAAUAAUUCUAAACCAUAUACUGAAAAGAUCACAAUGGCAUAUCGAGAGCACAUGGAACGAGUUUUUAAUUACGUUCCAGAACGCAAUUCCAAGUGGAGAAAAAUCAUGGAAAAGAGGGGUAAAACUCCAAGAACUGUAAAACUAUAUGGUUUAGAAUUAUUCUCGACCAUCUCUGAUAUAGAUUUACUAGAGUACUCCAACGUCCUUGUACUUGGUCAGCUGUAA
This is a messenger RNA of Macrobrachium nipponense, 727 nucleotides long. RefSeq lists its product as uncharacterized. Lineage: Eukaryota; Metazoa; Arthropoda; Malacostraca; Decapoda; Palaemonidae. Bases 125 to 727 code for a protein of 200 amino acids. The record is from RefSeq and is a predicted model, not a curated record. The transcript is spliced from 5 exons.